Vespula vulgaris is the source of this 2482-nucleotide messenger RNA. RefSeq names its product ADP-ribosylation factor-like protein 6-interacting protein 4. The transcript is spliced from 2 exons. Lineage: Eukaryota; Metazoa; Arthropoda; Insecta; Hymenoptera; Vespidae. The coding region runs from base 1119 to 2441 and encodes 440 amino acids. The record is from RefSeq and is a predicted model, not a curated record.
AUUCGAGAGACGGUGCUAUAUCGAGAUCGACAAAUUUUCCUUUCACCUAUAUUUUAUAUGAACUUUUUAGUUAGAAUGAAUUAUCUCCUUUUUAAGAGAAAUAUAAUAAACAUUCGUAUAUAAAUAUUUCAUUAUUCUCUUAAAUAAUAACAAUAAUUGUUAUUACAAGAAAUAAACUGACUUUGUCCUUACAGAAACAUCUUGGUGAUGUCGACGUCAUUUUUAUUGAGAAUUAUAUUUUUUUAUAUGUUGACAUGUAAUUUCUUUCAUUUUGUAUUUUUAAUUCUUUUACAUAAAAUUUGUAAAAUAUAAUUUUUUAAUCAACCUUCAAAUUUAGAGCGCAUACAUUCUUGAUAUUGAUCGAUAUAGUAAUUAAAAAAAAAAAAAAUUGUAAACAAAUGAUUGUUUAAUUUAAAAGAGUUGACAGAUUUUUACUUUUUACUUUAUUUUUUAUUAAACAUUUUAUUUAAAGAUCUUUUUACAAGCAUUAAGGGGUAUUCAAAUAUACAUAAAAAUAUUGAAUAAACAGAAUUUUUUUAUUAUCGAUUAAUGUUAUCAUUGUGCAAAAUAAUUUUUUUUUAUGAAAACCCUUGUUAUAGUAAAAUAUAGAUGGUCCACUAUCAGUAUACACAAACAUGAGGGGUUGCCUUUAAUCUCGCUUCAGUUUUCGAAAUUGAGAACGAUGAGGUCGGUUGAACUUUUCUUGUUGCCUCCAUAUAGAAAUAGUUAAAUAAUCCAAUCAUUCGACUGCCUCAUUUUACGUAAAAGUCUUAUUCUAUGGAGUAAUUAACUUUGAUGAUUAGUAAGAGAGGUUAACGAUCGGUACGAAUAAAGGGUGAGAGUGUGAUUAAAAAUUAAUUAUAAUUAACUGAAUAUUCUGUUAUAAUAUAUAUCUCAAUUCUAUAUAUAACGUUAUAAAUUUAUUAAACAAUUACUUAUACGAAAUAACACAAUAAAGAUAGUUUGUAAAAAUUUCAUAGAUGAAUGUGAAUAUGGAGGCAGGAUAAAUAUAAUUUUUUUAUGAUAAUAUUAUGAGAAAUAUAUUAUAACGAUUGUAAACAGGAACAUAUGAUUUGUAAGGAAUUAGAUAUUCAUAUAUUCAUCUCUACAAACUGACUAUGAGUGGCAAAGAAAGUAACGAAACUAAGUGCGAGAGAAGCUCUAGAAGCAAACGACAGAAAAUGAAAGAACAAACUCAGGCUACCCAUAGCGAUGGAUCUGACAGCAAGUUAAAGAAAAGAAGUGCAUGUAGUAAGGAUAAAAGAAAAAAGUCAAGACAUAGAAGUAGUUCCAGUAGUUCCAGUUCUUCCAGUACUUCCAGCCAUGAUAUUAAAUUGCAAAAAACUAGGAAAAAGAAAAAAGAUGAUGAUCGUACAUUUAAAGAAUAUAAGAAUGGAAUUAUACCACAAAGAAUGGACAGGUCUGUAAACAAUUAUAAAGGUUCAAGAAAUUACAAUGUGCCCUCACAUAAUUUCAGGGAACGUGGUAACACAAGUAUAAGAGGAUCAUAUAAAUAUGGAAGAUUUUAUAAUAGAAAUAGAAGAAUACCGUAUAAUAAUUAUCAAUACUACAGACGCAAUAAUGAAGGAAGAAAUUAUUAUACACAUUAUAAUAAUAGAGUACCUAAUUACAAUAGAUCACGAAAUAAUCAAGAUCAAAAUAUUGAUUAUCACAGAAAUUCGAACAAGGAUGCAUCUAAUCAAUUUGUGAGAGAAAGUAAUUCUAGAGAUAGUAGUUCAAAACAGGAGAAAUGUUCAUUAAAAGUAGAUAAAAUACAGAAUAUAAAAACCAAUAUAGAUCCUUCACAUACAAAAACUAGAGAGAAAAGAAAAGCUGAUUGUUUGGAGGGAAAGCCUGAUCAUCGUACUCAAAAAAAGAGAAAAAAAAGAUCUUCCUCUUCUUCAAGUUCUUCCAGUACAAGUAGUACUAGCAGUGGUAGUAGCAGUAGUAGCAGUACCAGUAGUAGUAGUAGUAGCAGUAGCAGCAGCACUAGUAGUAGCAGCAGUUCUGAUUCUUCUGAAGAUGAAAGAAAACGUAAAAAACAGAAGAAGAAGGCUAAGAGAGUUAAAAAAAAUGUAAAAAAACAUAGAAAGAAGAGGAAGUUAAAAAAAAAUUCAAAGAAGAAGUUAAAAAAGUCAUCGGCUAUUGAGAGUAAAAAACGGACUUCAGAAAAAUCCAAGGAUACUGUUACAGAAAUUUCACCAGAAAUGUCAGAGAGAGCCAAACUAAUGGCUCCUAUUACAAAAGAAGAAUGGGAAAAAAAACAAAGUAUAAUACGUAGGGUAUAUGAUGAGGAAACAGGAAGAUAUAGACUAAUUAAAGGAGAUGGUGAGGUAAUAGAAGAGAUUGUUAGCCGAGAACGUCAUAAGGAAAUAAACAGACAAGCAACCAAAGGAGAUGGAGAUUACUUUCAAGCACGAUUAAAAGGAAACAUUUUGUGAAUUAUUUUUAUAUAUAAUAAAAGUUAUGCUUUUUAAAUAAU